Molecule: messenger RNA, 3084 nt
Organism: Micromonas commoda
Lineage: Eukaryota; Viridiplantae; Chlorophyta; Mamiellophyceae; Mamiellales; Mamiellaceae
Exons: 1
Coding region: 1-3084 (1027 amino acids)
Biological process (GO): protein ubiquitination; ubiquitin-dependent protein catabolic process
Cellular component (GO): nucleus
Molecular function (GO): zinc ion binding; ubiquitin protein ligase activity
Source: RefSeq, a predicted model, not a curated record
AUGCCUGUCGCCCCGAAGCGCACCGUCGGCUCCUCGGAGCCGAGCGCGUACGAGCGCUUCCACUCCACCUUCCAGGCGGCGGUGACGCAGGAGCUCGAGGCCCUCGUCGGGGAUCUGCGCUCCGCCGCCGCGCGCGUCGCGGAUCAGCCCGUCAAUUUAUCGGAUCCCCCGAGAGGCGACGGCGCUGAGGAUGCGUCCGGGUCGCUCAAGGCGCUGGUCGACGAGCUCGUGGCGCGGUGGGGGUUCGUCCUCGCCACGUAUCGCGCGCACGUAGCCGCGGAAGACGAGGUGGUCCUGCCCGCGCUCGCCGCGAGGGUCAGCAACGUCGCCCACGCGUACGAGCUCGAGCACGAGGCUGAGGAUUCCCUCUUCGACGGAAUCACCCAGGCGCUCGACGAGGCGGUGGAGCUCAUCGCCGCGAACGACGGCGGGGGACCCGCGCCCACCGACGCCGAGGGACGCGAACGGCUCCAAGGCGCGAUCCAGCGCGCGGCGAGGACCGCGCACGCCACCAAGACCGCGCUCGCGCAGCACCUCGCCAAGGAGGCUGCGCACCUGGUGCCCCUCAUGGACGGAGCCUUCGCGCCCGAUGAGCAGACCGCGCUGGUCGAGAGGUUCAUAGCGUCCGUGCCCGCCGCAUGGGUCGGUCCCGUGCUGGCGCGGGGACCGACGCAGGGGGAGCAAGGUCCGCUUCGCACGCUCAUCGCGUCUUGGCUCGCUCGCGGCGAGACUGGUGGCGGUGUAACCGAGGGAAAGGGUUUAAGUGACGACCCUUCCGACGGCGGUAAGAGCGAGGGGGACCAGCCGCCGGCGAAGCGAUCCAGAUCCGGCGCCGACGCGGGCGUCUCGACCCAGGCGGUGGGUCCCAUCGAUCACAUAUUCCAGUUCCACGCUGCGCUUCGACGCGAGCUUCGCAGGCUCGAGUCGGACGUUUUGGCGCUGCCAAAGCCCGAGGAGACGGCCAAGCGGGCGGCGGCGCUGCGAACCCUGGAGGGUCGGUUCGUGUUCUUCUGGGGCGUCUACCGCGCGCACAGCAGGUCCGAGGACGAGCUCGUGUUCCCCGCGCUGGAGAACAAGGAUGAGCUGCACAACGUGAGCCACUCGUACACCCUGGACCACGAGCACGAGGCUGAGCUCUUCGUGGAGGUGGACGCCUGCCUCAGGGACUUACGAGAGCACGCGGGGCUCGCGGGGGACGAGGGUGGGGUGGACGGCGAGAAGGUGCACGACGCGAUGGAGGCGAAGGGUUCGGACAGGAGGAUGGACCCGAAGACCCGGGCGGCGAUCAUGGAGGUUGAGAGGAGGCUCCAGGCGGCGUGCGUAGCCGUGAAGGUUUGCCUCGAGACUCACGUCGCGAGAGAGGAGGCUGAGCUGUGGCCGCUGUUCGAGAAGCACUUCACGAGCGCGGAGCAGGGUCGACUGGUGGGGCUCAUCAUCGGGCGGACGGGCGCGGAGGUUCUGCAGAGCAUGCUCAGCUGGCAGCGCAAGGCGCUCACCGAGGAGGAGAAGGCGGCGAUGAUAGGAUCCAUGCGGGACGCGAGCAGGAACACCAGGUUCGCGAGUUGGCUCGAGACCUGGUGGAGCAGCGAGGAGCAGACGGCCGGGACGGAGGGAGGAGAGGACUUGGGUGCGACGACCGCGGGUUCCGAGAGGCUAACAGAGACCAACGACGGGAGGGCUAACGACGCGGGAGUCGACGCCGCCGCCGUGGACGGCCUCGGUCAGGUGCAGGAGUACCUUCGCCGCCGAGCCGACGGGGACGCGUCCACCACGGGCGUCGCCAAGGCUGCCGCCCUGGCCGCCGCAGCCGCCGCGGACAAGAGCGGGUACACGCCGAGCUGGGACGACAUGUUCCGCAUGAACCGACAACAGCUGGAACAGGCGGCUCGAACGCUGUCGCGCGACGACUCGCUCGCUCCGGAGCGCAAAGCGUACCUGAUGCAGCACCUCCUCGCGGCGAGGUGGAUCUGCGCGCAACAACGGGCGAAGCAGCUCAAGAAGGGCGAGAAGGGCGAAGAUGUUGACAUCCUAGACGAGGGCGGCGUUCCGGGGGAGAGGGCGGCUGUCGGCAACGGAGCCGCCGACGCCGGGGUCGACGGGGCUGCCGAGAAGACGGGCACCGCGCCGCCGUCGGACACCGCCGAGGCGGCGCUCGCGCUCGCGGGCGCGCCCGGUCUGGCGAGUUACCACAAGGGCGCGAGCGACGAUGUCGUGUUGUGCCAGCCGGUUGGCGGGGAAGAGGUCCUGGGGUGCAAGCAUUACGCCAGGAAGGUUCGCCUGGUUGCCGCGUGCUGCGGCGCCGCGCACGUCUGCCGGUUCUGCCACGACGAGUCCGAGGAUCACACCAUCGAUAGGUACGCGACCAAGGAGAUGAUCUGCAUGCGGUGCGCCGCGCGGCAACCGUCGGCAAAGGAGUGCCGCGAGUGCGGCAAUGUCGUCGCGAGGUACUUUUGCUCCGUUUGCAACUUUUGGGACGACAGCGGCAACGACGUGUAUCACUGCCCGUUCUGCAACGUGUGCAGGCGCGGCGAGGGCCUCGGCAAGGAUUUCUUCCAUUGCAUGCAGUGCAACAGCUGCGUCUCGCUCACCAUGGGACCGCACGUCUGCCCGGCGGCGAAGAACGCCAAGGGCGACGAGGGCGGCGGCGGCGGCGGGACCGUUUUUGCCGGAUCGAUGGAGAGCGAGUGCCCGGUGUGCAAAGACUUUUUGUUCUACUCGGACACGCCGGUGAAGUGCCUGCCAUGCGGUCACUUCAUGCACACCUCGUGCUUCCAGGCGUACACCAAGCACUACUACACCUGCCCGCUGUGUCGCAAAUCCUUGGGCGACUUUUCGGCGUACUUUCGCAUGUUGGACGCUAUCCUGGCCGAGGAGGAGGAGGCCAACGCGACGCCGGGUGACGACGAGGAGCAGCCGAAGCGCGCGAAGCAGAGGGUGGCGUGCAACGACUGCGGGGUGGAGUCUCUGGCGCCGUUUCAUUUCGUGUAUCACGCGUGCGCCGAGUGUCGGAGUUACAACACCAGGGUGUUGGCAGUCGUGCCGCCGUCUGAAGUUGCAAAGGAGGAGGCGAAGAACGACAAGUAA